Molecule: messenger RNA, 279 nt
Organism: Sphenostylis stenocarpa
Lineage: Eukaryota; Viridiplantae; Streptophyta; Magnoliopsida; Fabales; Fabaceae
Source: the annotation of a GenBank genome assembly
AUGCUUCUGCUGUUGCCUCUUGUGCAUACCUUGGCCCUGCAUGAUCAGAACAUCGGAGAAGAAGAAGGUAUGUCUGCAGCGUUAGGGUGGAUGCAAUGGAGCUACGGCAAGGAGCAUACGGCUGAAGACGUUGCCUCAAACCACUCGUGGGCCUGGAUCGGGGAACUUUUACAAGCCCAUCAGAUCGUGGUUCUUAGGAGCUUCUUUGCGAUUUCAAGACUGUUAUUGCACUUUGCAUUUCUUGGUACUGGUUGGGUAUGGAAGGGGAACAUCAUUUGA